Molecule: messenger RNA, 2454 nt
Organism: Penicillium roqueforti
Lineage: Eukaryota; Fungi; Ascomycota; Eurotiomycetes; Eurotiales; Aspergillaceae
Product: putative C6 transcription factor
Exons: 6
Coding region: 1-2454 (817 amino acids)
Biological process (GO): DNA-templated transcription; regulation of DNA-templated transcription
Cellular component (GO): nucleus
Molecular function (GO): DNA-binding transcription factor activity, RNA polymerase II-specific; zinc ion binding; DNA binding
Source: RefSeq, a predicted model, not a curated record
AUGCCGAACACUGCGUUUCCCGCACAGGAGACACUGUCCUCCAAUCAGCAACUCGGUGACCCAUCCCGAGAUCAGAGUGCAGAGUAUUCUUCGGAUUCUGAUAAUGAUCAUGUUGAACUCAAUGGCUCUACAAGAGCCUUGAAGCGAAAACGCCCCCUCACUGUCUCAUGUGAACUGUGCAAGCAGCGAAAGGUUAAAUGCGACCGAGUACAACCGAGCUGUGGCUGGUGUACCCGAAAUGGCCAGCUAUGUGAAUAUAGGGAACGAAAGAAGCCGGGGCUGAGAGCUGGCUAUGGAAAGGAGUUAGAGCAACGGCUUGAUCGAUUGGAAGGUAUUAUCCAAUCGCAAGCUCGGCUUAUCGAGAUGCAUAUUCUGCAAAGCCAGCCUUCAAUGGGUCACGAAUUAGCCCAUGCAGGGCAUCUCUCAUAUAGCCCUUCAUCCGAACCGUCGGCAGUCCACGGACCCAGUCCUAGUACUGCUCUUUACUUCAACGACCCUGGGUCUGCUGCUACUAUACUCUCACGCCGUGCGGAUGUCUCUAUCAAUAGUCCAUCGGAUGGCUCUGUGAGGAAUACCUCACAUAAUAAUCUGCAACACGACUUGUCAACGGCACCAGUUGGCCAGUUGGUACAUAACGAAAACGCACAUCACGAUUAUUCAGGAAACGAAUCGUCCCUGAAGGUCCCCGUCAAUGUAUACUCAAAUCAAGAGCAAUCUCUUACUGAUCCUGAUCUAGAUCUGCCACCAUAUGAUUUGCUCUAUGCUUUGGUAGAUCUCUAUUUCGAACAUAUCAAUUCCUGGUGCCCAAUCCUCCACCGACGAACAACUCUGGAUACCUUUUUUGGCCCAUCGCCACUAGAGGAGGCAGACCGAAUGGUGCUAAAGCGCUAUCAUGACUCAUCCAAACAAAAGGUCGUCCUGUAUGGCCUGGAAAAUUCUUCCGUCAGGGCACUUCAGGCACUCGUGAUUCUAGCUCUUGAUUUGGUUGGGUCUUCUAAUGGCCCACCGGGUUGGAAGCUCCUUGCCUUGAUCACCCGAUCUGUAGUUCACCUAGGGUUGGCGGUGGAAUCAAAGUCUUCUCUUAUCAACCCCCUCUAUCCCUCAAUCUAUACUCUGAGAGCUGUCACUCUUUCGGAGCCAGAAUCUUGGAUUGAAGAUGAGAGUAGACGUCGUUUAUUCUGGAUGGUCUACCUACUAGAUCGAUAUUCCACCCUGGCGACUGCGUUCAAUUUCGCCUUGGAUGACAGAGAUAUCGACCGCAAACUUCCUUGCAAGGACGAUUAUUUUAUGAAGAACCAGCCAGUUGAGACGCGGUGGUUCCAAUGCUCCAGCGACCGUGUAGACUAUCUCAGUAAAGCUGAAAACGUUGGGUCUUUCGGUCUCUAUAUCGAAAUCUUAGGUAUCCUCUCGCGGAUUCACCUGUUUUUGAAACGGCCCGUCGAUAUCGGAGCUCUGUCGGAUGUCGCGGAAUGGCAGGCUACCUAUCGCAAACUCGACAGUGACCUCACAUCGUGGGAGUUCAAUCUCCCAGCGGAAUAUGCUUACGAAAGUUCGUCCCGACUCUUCAGUGGGCCCAAGAAUGGCCGGGCUCUGCAUAACGAUUGGGUGCAAUUACAUGCAACCUACCAAACAGCCGUGAUUCGUCUGCACUCCUCAGCAGCAUACCCGACAACCCGAUCUCCAAUCUUCACGCCCUCAUAUAGUGCCAGCCAGCGAUGCCUUCUAGCCGUCGAAAACAUUCUAUCGGUGACAAGAUUCGUUGUAGAGCACAACAUGCUAGACAAGAUGGGCCCGCCUUUCGCCUUCACUCUCUGGGUCUCAGCACGCCUACUCCUCGUCCACGGCUCAACCAUUGCGCAUACCGUCAGCCCCGACAUCAUGUUUUUCGUGGAUACCCUAUUUCAGCUAGGAAGAUACUGGAGAGUCGCCGAGCGAUACAGCAGCAUCCUUCAGCGCGUCCUGGACGAGUACAACGAGUAUCAGCAAUCCAUCGCCAUAGACGGAGAACGAUCCACACCAUCAACAGUCAAGAUUCUCGCCGAUAUGCGUCGCUGUGCAUUCGACCUGGACUUUUUGAUCUCGCGGCAGCCACGUGAAUCACCCGCCGACAAUGGCAUCGGUGAGAGCCACCAGCCCGGGCCACCACUCCUGACAAUGCCCGCACGAAACUUCGCCCCCAACGAACUCGAGUACCUCGACGUUUUUGGUUUCUUUAAUGUUCCUCGUGUUCCUCCUGCACGACCUCCUGACUUAUCUACUUCUGCCUCUUCUCAUUUGGAAAUCCCAGGGUCUGUACCAAAUCCGAUGUCGAUUCAUGGGUUGACAGACGCUGGCCCCGCACCUCCGACUGGGUCAGUAGAUGAUGCUGGCCAUCACUCUAAUGUGAACGAAUUCAACAUCACCAACUACUUGAUUCCGACGCCGGAGACAGAUUGGCUGUUUCGGCCAUCCUAG